This is a messenger RNA of Anolis sagrei ordinatus, 838 nucleotides long. NCBI's taxonomy places the organism in Eukaryota, Metazoa, Chordata, Lepidosauria, Squamata, Anolidae. The record is from RefSeq and is a predicted model, not a curated record.
AUGGGCCCCUCUCUGUGGGGCUUCGCCUGGGCGGCGGGGCUGUUGGCGCUGCUCCUGCCCGCGGUGGGGGCGACUGGAGGGGGCCCCCCAAGGAAUUUCUUGUACCAAGAGAGGGCUGAGUGCUUCUUCUCCAAUGGAACCGGCCCCGAGGCACAGGUGCACUACCUGGAUCGGUUCAUCUAUGACCGGCAGGAAAUUGCCCACUUCGACAGCGCCCUGGGCCGGUACGUGGCCCUUGCACCCAUGGUGGAGUCCAGCGUGGACAGGUGGAACCGAGACCCGAGCAUGCUGCCGAGAAAUAUGGCUAACAUGGAUGGCCUCUGCCACCACAACUAUGGCAUUUUCCAGCCCUUCGCCCUCAGCAGGAAAAUUCCACCCAAGAUGAAGAUCACCCCCACCCACUCCGGGGCCUCCACCUCCUCCCGCAACACUAUGCUGAUCUGCACCGUGGGCCCUUUUUUCCCGGCCAAGAUCACAGUCCGGUGGUUCAGGAACGGGAAGGAGGAAAAGGGGGAAAUGGUGAUGACCUCGGGCCUCAUUGACAACGGAGACUGGACCUACCGGGUCCAAGUGAUGCUGGAGACGCAGCCGGAGAAGGGAGAUGUCUACAUCUGCCAAGCGGAGCACGACAGCUCUCCUAGCCCUGCCUCCAUUGAGUGGAGGCCCCAGUCGGACUCCGCUAAGAACAAGAUGUGGACGGGGAUCGUGGGCCUGGUCCUGGGGGUGGUCUUUGUGGCCGCAGGGCUCUCCGUCUACGUCAAGAAAGGUGAGGCUGUGUAUGCGACAUUCUGAGUACCACUUCUGAAAGGUCCUCACAGCAGUAGAGUGUAGCUCAGGU